AUGUUUUUAAGCAACAAGGUCGGUGGUGGUGGUGGUGGUCACCGCCUCGCGAUAGAGGUUGUUUUCCGUCUUCGAAAACGGUGGUGGAGCGACGAAUACAAUAGUGUCGAUGAUGUGAUGUGUCCUCGGUGGCAGGAGGGUUCUGCUGCUGUUGCUGGUUUUGAGUUCCUCAAUGUUGAGAGGUUCGUGCUUUCAUUGAUGGUUUCUUGGUCGAUGGUGGAGCGUGGCUUGCAGUUGUCGAUGCUGCAGGUUGUGUCUUUUGUUGAGGUGGUAUCUAUUCAAGCUUUGGAGGAGUGCUUCCAUGAAUAUCAACAUAAUCAAAAGAAAGAAGUCGAAAGAGUUACCGGACAACAUUGCCAGGCAGCUCCUUUGUCAUCAGCUUCUGGACCGAGUGGUGAUGCUGGAGGUCCCGUAAGUCCAAUCACGAUCGGAGAAGCACUUGAAGCAACCGCUCUUACAGCAGGGAAGAAGCCGGUAGAUUGGAGUGAUGCAGCCGCAAUACAGGCGGCAGAAGUGAGAGCCACCGGUCGUACCUCCAUAAUUCCCGGAGGCGUUGGCGCCGCAGCUGAGUCUGCCGCCAAUCUCAAUGCCAAGGCAACUACAGAAGAGGAGAAGACCAAGUUGAGAGAUAUCCUCUCGAACGCAACGGUGAAGUUGCCAUCAGAUAAGGCAGCAACAAAAGGUGACGCAGAAGGGGUGAAGGUUGCAGAGACGAGUAAUGAUCCAACGCUCACUACACAUCCGGCGGGUGUGGCGGCUAAUGUGGCCACAGCUGCUAGGCUCAACGACAAGAUUGCCAAAUGAACCAUAUCCAUCUAUCUAAUACCAUGUACGGUCAUCUUUG
Messenger RNA from Hibiscus syriacus, 844 nucleotides. Its product is annotated as late embryogenesis abundant protein D-34-like. The transcript has 6 exons. The coding region runs from base 1 to 804 and encodes 267 amino acids. The record is from RefSeq and is a predicted model, not a curated record. Lineage: Eukaryota; Viridiplantae; Streptophyta; Magnoliopsida; Malvales; Malvaceae.